CGCUGAGCAGUAGUCUGGAUUUUUAACAUGGAUCUGGAAGCUGUCACGGCUGCUAUACUAUCUGAUUGGGAGAUCCUUGAGAGUGCCUCUGGAGAAAAUCCGGAGUCCGUCUGUCCGGAGUCCCCCCUGGAUUCUUCGCUGUGUUCCUCGCCGGAGAUUUACUUCCCCAUCUCCAAACAGGAGAAUAAGGAUUUAUCCUUUGGCUGCGCCGAACGCAAAGAGACUCCGCCGGGGCAAAGGCAGAGCAAAACAAAGAUGUCCGUGAAAAGGCGCAUGAAGGCCAGCGAGAGGGAGAAGAUGCGGAUGAGAAGCUUGGCAGAGGCUCUGCACCAGCUCCGCGACUUCCUUCCGCCGGAUUACAGCAAGAGAGGCCAGCCCUUGACCAAGAUCCAGACGCUUAAAUACACCAUCGAGUACAUCAACAAGCUCUCUGACAUCCUGAGCCGUGCGUAAUGGAGGCAUCGUGGAGCGCUUUUACGCAACAUGCCAUCUCUCAUCUGGACCCCUUUUUGAACUUAGAUGUUUCAUUUUUCAUCAUAAUAACUUUGAAUUCUCUCUUACUUGUCAGUCUUUUGGGGUUUUUGUUUUCUUUAAUGUAAAUAUUGUUUGGGCACUUGGAAAGUAUCAUACACAUACUUGGGAAGUAUGUAUAUGAGGCUGCCCCUUUUCUGGAAUUGUGAAUUCAGUUUUUAGUAUACAGUAUAGGCUAUUUAGUUGUUACUAGAAUAGAAUGAACUUAGCCAAACUAUUUGCUAUGAUUAUGUUUUGCUGAACCGACAUAAGAGAGAACAUAUCUUUCCAAUUAUUUGAAUCCCUUAAUUGUGUUUGGUUCUAAUGUUUUCACGUUUUUUGUUUGCAAAGCCAUUAGUUUGUGAUUGUGUGAAUAGCAAGGUAUUUGGUUCAAUGUAUUUGAGUCACACAACAAUUUUUAACAAUAGCUGUUGUG
Molecule: messenger RNA, 946 nt
Organism: Gambusia affinis (western mosquitofish)
Lineage: Eukaryota; Metazoa; Chordata; Actinopteri; Cyprinodontiformes; Poeciliidae
Gene: msgn1
Product: mesogenin 1
Exons: 1
Coding region: 28-453 (141 amino acids)
Biological process (GO): regulation of transcription by RNA polymerase II; mesoderm formation
Cellular component (GO): nucleus
Molecular function (GO): protein dimerization activity; RNA polymerase II cis-regulatory region sequence-specific DNA binding; DNA-binding transcription factor activity, RNA polymerase II-specific
Source: RefSeq, a predicted model, not a curated record